ACAGUGAUUCAAAUAUUUAGCAUUCAAGUUAAAGUUCGAUUGAUAAAGAAAGGUUACGUUCCUUGAACCUAACAGUACAGAUCCGUUUUAAUCAGAACAGAUCGAAAUAGCGAAGUGGUUAAAGUGAGGUUAGGCCUAAGAAGACACAAAACUGACAAGAACAAAUUCCUUUCAAAGAUGUUGUCUUCGACUUUAAACUUCAUCAACGAGACAGAAUACGAAAGCGAUCCUUUCGCCGCCGUACCAAACGACGUUUUAAACGGAACCUACCCGAAAACCAUCAGCAUUGUAUCCUAUUAUUUAAUAACAAUCAACAUAUUAAAACUAAUUUUAGUAUUAACUGUCAUAAUAACAAACGCUUUCCUCGCGAUAGUUAUACUCAGAUUCGAAAAAUUGAGAUCUGUUAGAAGCAACAUGUACAUUCUUAACCUCAGUAUACUGAACAUAAUCUAUUAUCUAUGUUCUCCUCUAUUUUAUAUUAUUUGUCAUUUAUUUUCGGCGCACGAGGAAACGUCAAUUGUCAUAUUGCAGACCCAGAGCACUCUGUUAACUCUUUAUACUACGUUCGCUUUCGUAAUGGCGAUUGAUUGGUUUUUUACCGGAUCGAAAUUACGUAUCAUGAAGACUUUCGAUAAAUGUUAUAAGUUCGCUAUUAUCGGUAUAUACGGAAUUUUUUUUAUAGAAUGGAUUAUAGCGUUUAUUUAUUCUGAAGUUGAACAUAUAGCCAGAGUUGCAACUUUCACGAUAUUUUAUAUAAUAUACGCCGUUGUACUAACCGUACUUAAUAUUUUAAAAACUAGAAUAAUUUUGAGAAGCGAAUCUAAAGAGAUAGAAUAUUCUCUAACCGUUUCGAACAUAAUUAUUUAUUCUUUUUUACCUUUAUUAUGUUUUAAUAUGUUGUAUAAAGUUUCUACACCUUAUGUUUAUUCGAUUUUGUUGAUUUUGGAACUAUUACCAGAAGUUGUUGAGAUUUGCCACCCAAUUUUGGUGGUGUUCAUGUUAGGAAAGUUGAAUAAAUAUUUUAAAAUGGCUUAUAUCAAAUCGUUCAAGAGAUCGUUACAAAAUUAUCAAGACGAAGAUUUGGAUACCGUUUCAGAGGAAUUAAUCAUUCAAAGUUUUAUACAAGUACUAAACAACGUAAAUCAGGAAGAAGUUAUUGAAAUUUAGCCAUUUUUUUUUUUGUAAUUUUUAACAAACAGAUUCUAUGUAGAAUUAAUUUAAAAUCAAAUAUAUUCAUUAAUAUAC
This is a messenger RNA of Diorhabda sublineata, 1245 nucleotides long. RefSeq lists its product as uncharacterized. The record is from RefSeq and is a predicted model, not a curated record. The transcript has 2 exons. The coding region runs from base 178 to 1167 and encodes 329 amino acids. Lineage: Eukaryota; Metazoa; Arthropoda; Insecta; Coleoptera; Chrysomelidae.